Messenger RNA from Solanum stenotomum, 615 nucleotides. RefSeq lists its product as uncharacterized. The record is from RefSeq and is a predicted model, not a curated record. Lineage: Eukaryota; Viridiplantae; Streptophyta; Magnoliopsida; Solanales; Solanaceae. The transcript is spliced from 4 exons. Gene Ontology annotation, molecular function: nucleic acid binding. Bases 1 to 615 code for a protein of 204 amino acids.
AUGGAUUUCAUUACUGGUUUGCCUUUCUCUUUUAAGAGCCAUGAUUCCAUUUGGGUGACCAUUAAUUGGUUGACGAAAUUAGCCCACUUCUUGCCAGUUAAAUCCAACAACACAGCCGAAGAAUAUUCCAAGCUAUAUGUAAGGGAAGUUGUUCGCUUGCAUGGGACUCCACUAACUAUUAUUUCAUAUUGGGGUGCCCAAUUUAAGGCACAUUUCUGGAGAUCAUUCCAGAAGAUUUUGGGCACACAGAAUUUGCCUACAAUAAUAGAUAUCAUUCAAGCAUUGGCAUGGCUCCAUUUGAAGCCCUCUAUGGGCAUCGGUGCAGAUCGCCUAUUGAGCCGCCAAAAAUCAUAUGCAGACGUACGCCGUAGAGACAUAGAGUUCCAAGUUGAUGAUUGGGUAUUCUUGAAGGUUAUUCCCAUAGAAGGUAUGGAAUUCUCAGAACACUUAUCUUAUGAGGAAGUCCUAGUGGCAAUAUUGGACCGACAGGUCAGGAAGUUGAGGACAAAAGACGUGGCAUCAGUCAAGGUACUUUGGAGAAGUCAGAAUAUAGAAGAAGCCACAUGGGAAGCAGAGGCUGACAUGAGGGCCAAGUAUCCCCACUUAUUUCAGUAG